Sphenostylis stenocarpa is the source of this 3297-nucleotide messenger RNA. NCBI's taxonomy places the organism in Eukaryota, Viridiplantae, Streptophyta, Magnoliopsida, Fabales, Fabaceae. The record is from the annotation of a GenBank genome assembly.
AUGGUUCAAUGGAUAGUUCUGAUUGCAAGCAACUCAGGUGGUAGAACUGGGUGGUAUCUAAAUAGAAAUAACUGGAAUGAUAUAUCUUUUAGAGAUUGCAGUCAGAGCCAAUUUAACUACUAUGAUCAAGUUCCUCAUCAUGGUUGGGAUUUCGGCUAUGCUGAUGGUACAUAUGCACCUCAUCAUGGUUCAGUUUACCGCAAUGCUGAUGGAACAAAUGUACCUCGACAUUCCUCUGAACCAACUAGUGUUGCAUAUGUACCUCACUAUACCUCUGAACCAACUAAUGCUCACACAUAUGUACCUCGUCAUACCUCUGAACCAACUAUUUCUGCUGUAGGACCAUCACACCAGCCACAACCAAGGCCAUAUUGUAAAAUUUGUGAGGUUAAGUUGAGUAGUUACAAAGUUAUGGAAGCACAUAUUAGUGGAAAGAAACAUCAAACAAUGUUGAAGCUUCGCGAGGAAACAGAGACAGAAAGAAUAUCAAAUGGGCAGAUUUCAAAUUCUCAAGUGGAUUUAGCAGUUCAACCUAAGACACGAGAAAAAAACGUGAGUUCUGAACCUACUGUUGCAAAGCACGAGAAUUACUUUCGGAAAGAUAAAAGGGUUACUCCUGAAGUUCCAGUCGAAGGGAAAACUAGGGAUAACACUAGUGCACAUGGUCAUAAUUUCAAGCGAAGUAUUGGUGGAGCCAAAUCAGGUAAAUACAUGAAGACAAAUGAUGGGGUAAGAAGGCCCAUGGAAUCAUCAAAACUUGAUAUCAAUUCUCUGUCCGAUUCUGUUGAAUUUCCCAUCCAAAUACAUGCAUUAGCACCACAGGAAGCUGUGACAUCUCAUAUUUCAAAUUCUAAAGUGGAUUUAGCAGUUCAACCUAAGACAGCUCUGAAAUCUGGGGAAAAUAGAUGCCUAGAAAAAAAUGUGAAUUCUGCUGCUACUAUGGCCAAACACAAGAAUUACUUGCAGAAAGAUAAAGGGGUUACUCCUAACCUUCCAGCCGAAGGGAAACCCAGGGAUAACACUAGUGCACAGGGUCAUAAUUUCAAGCAUUUGAUUGAUGGAGCCAAAACAGGUAAAUACAUGAUGACAAAUGAUGGGGUAAGAAGGCCCAUGGAAUCAUCAAAAUUUAAUAUUAAUUCUGUGUCAGAUUCUGUAGAAUCUCCCAUCCAAAUACCUGCAUUAGCACCAGGGCUGACGUCUCAUACAACAAUGGCACCAGCACCUGUAGUCGGAUCAAGUUUCAAAUUUGUAUAUCAACAUAUCUUAGCCUUGCAAACACUAGUAUUGGAAGCCAAAGAAUAUCAUGAUAUUCAAAAUCCUACUGUACAAACAAGUGAUCAUCCACAUGCUGCUUCAUAUUCUAACAUUAACACCCAACCUGAAGUUGUGAGUUCUGAUUCUGCAGCAAGAGUAGUAAUAAGACCAUCAAAAUCAAGAUACUGUAAAAUUUGUGCUGUUCAUAUACCACCCUCUUGCAAAUUUAAUGCACUGGAAUUACAUAACAAAGGAAAGAAACAUCAAAGAAUGUUGAGACAUCAAGGAGAGUUGAAACUACGAGAGGAAUUAGAGACUAGAGCAGCCAAAACAGGUAAACACAUAAAGAAGAAUAAGGUGGAAAGAAGACCCAUGGCAUCAUCAAAACUUAAUAUCAGUUCCCAUUUUAAAUCUGUACAAUCUCCUGUAGAAAGAUCAAUACCAGCUUUAGCACCGUUGCCUGCACUUGUGGCAUCUCACACAAUUGCACCAACACCUGUAGUGAAAUCAAGUGUCGAGCCACAGAUUCAGCAUGUUUCAUUAUCGCAGACACUUGUGGCAGAAGGCAAUGAACAUUAUGAGAUUGAGAAUCCAAAUGUAGAAGUGACUGAUCAGCCACAUGCCCCUGAAAAUAUGAGUUCUGAUUCUACAGCAAUAGCAAUGACAUCAUUAGAAGGGUUUAUGACAGCUCAGGUAUUUGACCCAUCUCAGGCAGUGGCAUCUAGUUUCGAGCCUCAAAUUCAACAUGUUCUACAGACAUGCAUGUUAGAAAGCAAAGAACAUCAUGAGAUUCAGAAUCCCACUUUAGAAACAAAUGAUCAGCCACCAACAACAGAGAGAUCAAGUUCUGAACUCCAAAUUCAACAUGUUUUACAUAUUGAAACAGAACCUCAACUAUCAGAAGGCACAACUGAUUCUGAGAGCCAAGAUUGUACUGAUGAAAAAAACAAUCAGCUGCCUCCAUCAGUUGUAGUAGAGUUCAAUUCCCCUUCAUGUUCCAGAGCUAAUGCCCAAACUGCAGAUGGAUGUUCUAAUCAUGAACAAAAGAUGGAUAUUAUCACCCAUCAGUCACGGACCACUCAGCUGUCUCAGGUAGCUGUUUGUCUUAAGUGUGGCGAUGUAGGAUUCCGAGAGACACUUGUCUUUUGCAAGAAGUGUCAGCAAUCUUCAUCAUCGCUUGACUCAGAUGCUGGGACUUCUAAUGUGCCACGGUAUUGUUUAGAUGGGCCUGUGAUUUUUACCGGUGAUGUUACUUGGUUUUGUAAUUGUGAACCAGAGGUAGUCGAGACAUAUGCAAAAAAUGCCUCUCUAAACUUAGCAAAUAACGCAUCUCAAGACAGAAUAGAUUCCGAAAAAUGCAUAGAGAGAGUAAAGAAGAAGCAAGGGCCACAAAAUAUUGCAGCUAAAACAAUGGUGCUGCUAUCUGAUAAUCACAAUCAUGGGUUGUCUCAAUGCAGUAACAAUACUGAAAAGGAAAAUAAGUUUGGGAAAGAGUGUCACCCAGCUCCAAAAGAUGAAGCUAAUAAUAGUGAGGGGUCUAUGAUUGUGACUGUUCCACAUCCUAUUGCAGAUCCAGUCUGGAGGGGAAGUCUGUGUUACUUCAGCCCUAGUUUUCGUAUUGUCAUUGGGCUUAUAGCCCAUAUGUCCACAUUAGCAUGCUCCAAAGUUUUGGAGGAGACAAGAUUUUUUCCUGCUGUGCUUUGCCCGGACCUACUGCCAAGAUCUGCAGUGUGGCCGAAGUCUUUCAUGAAUUGUGGUCCAAAUGAAGAUAGCAUUGCUCUUUAUUUCUUUCCUGAUACUGAAAGUGUUGAGAAGGCCUUUGACAAUCUGGUUGAUCACAUGAUGUCCAGUGACCUUGCCAUAAGAGCUGAGGUUGAAAAUGCAGAUCUUCUCAUUUUUACUUCUGCAUUACUCCCUAUCCAAUGCCGAAGAUUUCAAGAAAAGUAUUACUUGUGGGGGGUUUUCAGAGCAAAGAAAAAAAAUAGUACACAAUACAAAAAUGAUGCAGUGUUUGAAGAGUUACUAGUGGGCACAAACCGUUAA